Tetrahymena thermophila SB210 is the source of this 1201-nucleotide messenger RNA. Its product is annotated as SNAP receptor complex protein, putative. Lineage: Eukaryota; Ciliophora; Oligohymenophorea; Hymenostomatida; Tetrahymenidae. The transcript has 5 exons. Gene Ontology annotation, molecular function: SNAP receptor activity. Gene Ontology annotation, cellular component: Golgi membrane; cis-Golgi network; SNARE complex. The record is from RefSeq and is a predicted model, not a curated record. Gene Ontology annotation, biological process: endoplasmic reticulum to Golgi vesicle-mediated transport; vesicle fusion.
AUUAAAGAUAUUACAAUUUAGUUUAUUAAAAUUUAUCGAUUAUUUAUUAUUAAAAAUUAUGAUGCAAUCUUCAUAUGAAGAAAAAAAAAGCUAAACAACUACCUCAUUUGAUUGGGAACAUGUUAAAAAAGAAUAUAGAAGACUGAAUACAAAUAUUGAAUCUCUAAUUUCUAGUGUAUAAAAUUAUUUACUAACAACAUCCAAACAGUUUUCAGAUAUUCAAAGUAGUAAAAAUUCCAUAAGCCAUUCUGAAUCUUCUUUUGAUAUUCCUAAAAAUGUAGUUAACUGCUUUAACUAAAUAAAAUCAGAUAUUGAUGAACUUGAGGUUCUUCUUAAAAAGUGCUUAGCAUUUAAACAGCUAUAGCCUUCUUAAAUGUCGAUUAUAAAAAGAUACAAAGAGAUAUUGGACGACCAAAAAAAAGAGUUUAGAAGAAUUUAAAAUGGAAUUUAGUAGAACUCAGAUAAAAUGAAGUUAUUUGCCUAAGUGCAGUUAAAAAAAGAUAAAGACUUGGAAACAUAUGACGAAGAGGAAAAACUUCAGUAAGAUGGUGACGAUUUAGAGCAACAUAAGCAAAAUGCAGUUAGCUUAAAUAAAGGAUUAAGCACAUCUAAUUCUAUUAUACAAAUAGCAUAAUAAGUUAGAAGCUCUUUAAAUUUCUAGACGAAUUUAUUAAGUAGAGCAAAUUAAUAAGUUGAAAAUAUGAAUAAAUAAAUUCCAGGAAUGGGAGAUUUAGUUAAUGCUAUAAAGAGAGCAAAACAUAGAAGAGUAUUAAUAUACUAUGCAGUUAUAAUAUUUUGUAUGAUUAUCAUAACAUACUAAGUAAUUUCUAGUAGGAAAUGAAUAAAUAAUAAAACAAGUAAUUAAAUUAACAAAUAAAAUAUCUUAAUUUUAAAUAAAAAAAUAAAAAUGUCUUCUGUCUUUUUACAUAAAUUAGUUAAUGAAUGAAUUGCUUAUUACAUAUAAUUUAUAAAUAUUUCAUCAUAUCUAUUUUUAUUGAAAAUUUUAAAUAAUAAUUUUUAUAAUGAGAAAUAUAGAUUUUUAUUUAUUUAUUUAAUCAUUCAAUAUUUAGAAGAUUUAUGCUGAUUUGUGAGUUAUAACUUGUUAUUACUUAAAUCUUCUUCUGUAUAUUAUUAUUUGCAAGUCUCUUUCAAAUCUGGCAGCUUAAAAUCAUUCUAAUUCUUUUUUUUAAAUUAUUUAUUU